This is a messenger RNA of Saccharomycodes ludwigii, 1446 nucleotides long. RefSeq names its product adenosylmethionine-8-amino-7-oxononanoate transaminase (gene BIO3). The transcript has a single exon. The coding region runs from base 1 to 1446 and encodes 481 amino acids. Gene Ontology annotation, biological process: biotin biosynthetic process. The record is from RefSeq and is a predicted model, not a curated record. Gene Ontology annotation, cellular component: mitochondrion. Lineage: Eukaryota; Fungi; Ascomycota; Saccharomycetes; Saccharomycodales; Saccharomycodaceae. Gene Ontology annotation, molecular function: pyridoxal phosphate binding; dethiobiotin synthase activity; S-adenosyl-L-methionine:8-amino-7-oxononanoate transaminase activity.
AUGUCGGUAAAAUAUUCAAAAGAAACUCAAGAACUUAUCAAAUUUGAUCAACAACAUUUAUGGCACCCAUAUACCUCCAUGGAAAACCCACUGCCAGUGUAUCCGGUCAAAUGUGCAAAAGGUAGCACAAUCACGUUAGAUACUGUCCCUGAAACUAAACUAAUCGAAGCGAUGUCAUCUUGGUGGUGUAUGAUUUUUGGAUAUAAUAAUGAAGAAUUGAAUGAAGCUAUGAAAAAUCAAAUUGAUAAUUUUUCACAUGUGAUGUUUGGUGGCUUGACACACAGACCUGCAAUUAAGUUAGGGGAAAAUAUUCUAAAAAUGCUAAAUGUACCUCAGCUAAACAAAGUUUUUUUUGCUGACUCUGGUUCUGUUGCUGUCGAAGUUGCUCUUAAAAUGGCUCUGCAAUACCAAUUUACGUUGAAUGGAGCCAAAAACAAAAAAUGCAAGUUUUUAACAAUUAAACACGGAUAUUCAGGUGAUACCAUGGGGGCUAUGAGUGUUUGUGACCCUAAGAAUUCAAUGCAUUCUAUUUAUACUGGAUAUUUACCUGAAAACAUCUUUGCCAAGGCACCUAAGGUACUGGAAACAUUGCCAACGUCUAACAUUUAUUAUGAAAAUUCCAAAAGCUUCGACACCAAUUGGGACCCCACUGACAUCUUGGAUUUUAAAGAAAAAAUCGAAUUAUUUCAUGGACAAAUCGCAGCUGUCAUUAUGGAACCCAUAUUACAAGGGGCCGGUGGGAUGAGGAUUUACCAUCCACAGUUUUUAAUUGAAGUUCGAAAAUUGUGUACUCAAUACAAAAUUCCGUUAAUAUUGGAUGAAAUCGCCACUGGUUUUGGCCGUACUGGUGAACUAUUUGCUUUUAACCAUGCCAACAAGUACCAGAAAACACAAACAACUAACACCCCAUUUAUUGAUGUAUACCCUGAUAUAUUGUGUAUUGGGAAAUCCUUAACUGGUGGCUAUAUGACUUUAAGUGCUGUUAUUUGUACUGAUGAAAUAAGUUCUGUUAUUUCCAACCCUUCAAGCCCAACUGGCGGUUGCUUUAUGCAUGGUCCCACUUUUAUGGCCAACCCUUUAGCAUGCUCUGUUGCAAAUAAAACCAUGGAAAUCUUACAAAGAGGUGAGUGGAAAGGUAUGAUUAAAGGUAUUGAGAAACAAUUAUAUGAAGAAUUGUAUAUGCCAUUAAAAAAAGAGCUGAUGGAUAUUAUUCAACAUGUUAGAAUUAUCGGUGCAAUUGGUAUUGUUGAAUUAAAAUCUCCUGUUGAUUCGUUAUGGUUUCAAAAGAAAAAUAUUGAAAAAGGCAUUUAUAUUAGACCAUUCAACAGGCUCUGUUAUCUCAUGCCACCUUUUAUUAUAACAAAAGAGGAGUUAUCAUUUGUUAUUCAGGCUGUUAAGGAAACAUUGAACGAGUGGAAAGUUGAGUUAGAUAAUAGAAAAACAUAA